AUGAUUGGGUCCCUAAACUCGUGUGAACAACAAGAUGCAAGCAUCAGCCAAACCGGGAUAUUCACCACUUGGUUCUCCGGGGACGUCGUUCAUCAAAAGCGAUGUACUAAAAAGCCCAGUUCUAGCUUUAGUGGCUGAAAAACUGGAAAAAACGCCUGCUCAGGUUGCGCUCCGUUUACAAAUGGGUCAUAGCAUACUUCCCAAGAGUACAAGCCAAUCUCAAAUCAAAGAAAAUUUUGAUGUCUUUGAUUGGUCAAUUCCUGAUGACUUGUUCACUAAACUCUCUUAUGAGAUUGAGCAGGCUAGGCUGCUGAGAGGUACUUCUUUUAUGGAUGAGACUCAUGGAUCCUACAAGACCCUUGAGGAACUCUGGGAUGGUGAAAUAUGACAUAUAGGGUUGUUUAUUUUAUAAUUAAUAAUAUGUUAAGAACGGGUAGAAUGCUUUAAUUGUCUAGAAUGGUUAUGGAUUUCAUUUGGGAUUUAUUUUUAAAUAAUAUUGCAUUGAUAACACUUAAUCUA
Molecule: messenger RNA, 519 nt
Organism: Helianthus annuus (common sunflower)
Lineage: Eukaryota; Viridiplantae; Streptophyta; Magnoliopsida; Asterales; Asteraceae
Product: aldo-keto reductase family 4 member C11
Exons: 3
Coding region: 35-388 (117 amino acids)
Cellular component (GO): cytosol
Molecular function (GO): aldose reductase (NADPH) activity
Source: RefSeq, a predicted model, not a curated record